CAAUUGGACGCUACAACAGGAAAAUCCCACUUCUUGGCAAGGAGGAUCCUCCUGAGAUAGCCCCUGUGAGCUCAUACGAUCCUUGCCAAUCUUUGUCAUUUUCCCGAAAUUCCAUCUCAAGAAAACACUUGUAUUUUAUUGCUUUUCUUUCUCAAACCAUCCGAGUUUUAAGGGAAACCAUUAGUUGGGUGUUGAAUAUUUGCGAUUCUAAAGUGGGUCUGUGUCGAUUAGUGCAGAAAGUUAAAUCUUUUGGAUAAACUUGGAUUUAUGAUCCUGAAGUCGGUUUGUGUCGAUUAGUGAAACAAGAUAGGAUUCUUAGGAGAUACGUUUCUGGAUAAACAGUCAAUUUCUUAAUCAAUCGUGUAUAGAACCUAUAAUUGUAAUUAAUUUUCUUAGUCUUUUAGGUACAGAAUUUUCCAAUCUAUUGUUGAAAAGCUGGUAAACAUUCUGAAGAAUACCGUAUCUUCAAUCAUAUGUUAUUUUUGUGAAAGCGAUUUGUUGUUUGGUUGUUGUUAGUUUGGUAAAAAACAAAGUACCUGUGUGCAAAUAGAAGCAACAAAUCAUGUCGUCAUCCGUCGUUUAAUUAGGUUUCAUAAUUCUAGCUAAAGAAAACUCACCAAAAAAUAUUGAUUUGAUGUGGGUCAUUGUUGUUGUUCUACCAAAUAUAAGAAAGACAUUGAAAUUGAAACCCUUUUCAUUGUUUCUUUGUGGGAUUUGAUUUUCUUAAAGAAAAAGUCAUGAGAUUUUUGAGUCUUGUGGGCAAUUCCUUUGGAUGCUCAGCCUCUGGAGAGCGUCUUGUUUCAGCUGCUAGAGAUGGUGAUAUUCAAGAAGCCAAAGCCUUAUUGGAAUAUAACCCUAGACUUGCAAAAUAUUCCACUUUUGGGGGACGAAAUUCACCCCUUCAUCACUCUGCAGCUCAAGGUCACCAUGAGAUCGUUUCGCUUUUGAUUGAGUCAGGGGUUGAUAUUGAUCUCAGGAAUCAUCGCGGGCAGACUGCUUUGAUGCAAGCUUGUCAAUAUGGUCAUUGGGAAGUUAUGUUGACCCUCGUUCUUUUCAAAGCCAACAUCCACAAGAAGGAUGAUUUAAACGGAGGUACUGCAUUGCAUUUGGCUGCUCUCAAUGGACAUUCACGUUGCAUUAGGAUCCUCCUUGUGGAUUAUAUCCCUAGCAUUCCUGAUUUUUAUAAACUUAUAAAGAAAAGAUCAAGAAGAAUCGAUGAAUUUGUCUCUACAUCCAAUGAAGGAAACUCCCUCUAUGAGAUAAUCAAUAGACCUGCUGAUGGAGGCUUGACUGCUCUUCAUAUGGCUGCACUAAAUGGGCAUGUUGAUAGCUUGCAUUUACUCCUUGAUUUGGGAGCGUCUGUGAAUAAGGUCACCGUGGAAGAUGGCACUACAAUCGACUUAAUAGGUGCUGGAAGCACACCCCUUCAUUAUGCUGCAUAUGGUGGAAAUCCACAAUGUUGUCAAAUUCUGAUAGCCAGGGGUGCCAAUAUAACUGCUAGAAAUGCAAAAGGGUGGAAUCCCUUAGCGGUUGCUCGUUCAUGGCAUAGAGAUUGGCUGGAGGAAGUUCUUAGCACACCGCCACAAGACGGACCAACUACUCUACUUUCUCCAUACUUGUGCCGCCCACUUAUAAGCGUCGUCAAAAUUGCUCGAGAAUGUGGAUGGAGCGAUGAUUCGCCUUUGAAUUCUGCCGAUCCUUGUGCCGUUUGUUUGGAAAACAAGUGCACCGUUGCAGCAUCAGGUUGUUUGCAUGAACUAUGCACUCGAUGUGCUUUAUAUCUCUGUUCCACAAGCAACACCUCAAGCUCACCCAAUGGACCACCGGGCUCAAUCCCCUGCCCACUCUGCCGUGCCGGAAUCGUGUCAUUCAAGAAGCUCGCAAGCACUAAACCACCCCUCCAAACGUCGAAAUCAAGCUCAUCCCUUUCAUGCUGCUCGUGUUCUUCAAUGGCGGGUGGCAGCAAUAGAACCGCACUAGAAACAACUCCCUUAUGCAAACCCAAACUCUCUUCCCGUUCUUUGAGAUCCCAAAAGUUCCCAUCGUUCAAACUCAAGACGAAUUUGUGCAUGCAAGGUUUAGACACAAUCCCAUCACUAAUUAGGCGGUCCACAGAGCGACCGAGCUUGCGGGCUCAGCUGGCCAAGUACUCGAGAUCGAGUUUUCGGUGGUCGAAUUCACAUUCCAAAAGCAGAAGAUCAUGGUUUUGUUCUUUGAACCCAUCAGUAGAAACUCCCAGCUAGUGGUGAUUACUGAAAGCAGAGACAUUGGCAUCGAAUUUGAAGAUCUUUACCCUUCUAAAUUUCACUUUUUUUGGCUUGAUUUUGUUUAAUUGCUAAUGGUGCUUUUGUAUAUACACCAUUUUCCCACAAACGAUCUCCCCUGUAUUGUUUUGUCAAUAUUAAAGCUGGUGUCUGUAUUUUAUAAAUAAAUUAAAUUGUCGGAGUUGAAUGUAAUUCUUUGUCU
Cynara cardunculus var. scolymus (artichoke) is the source of this 2466-nucleotide messenger RNA. Its product is annotated as E3 ubiquitin-protein ligase XBAT32. Lineage: Eukaryota; Viridiplantae; Streptophyta; Magnoliopsida; Asterales; Asteraceae. The record is from RefSeq and is a predicted model, not a curated record. Gene Ontology annotation, molecular function: protein binding. The coding region runs from base 738 to 2243 and encodes 501 amino acids. The transcript is spliced from 10 exons.